GCACUCUAAAACCAAGACGGAGGACGACGACGGCUGAUCGGUUUUUCGUUUGCACCAAGUUGUCCGGUGAAUUUGCGGACUGUUGCGAAUAGUUGCGAGGGUCGACUGGGACCCCAAACGGUGCGUGAAGGUUUCGGGAAUCGAUCGGGGGUAACAGUGCGUGUCACGACGGUGCCCCUAAGCCAAGUUUUUCCGGUUUCGAUCCGGUGGUCCCAGAAAAAUCUUUGGGAUUGGUGUCGAAAAACAACCACGGACAAUUUUCACUCUCCAAAAAAACCUAUUGGGAAGAACGUUUCACCACAGUAGUGCUGUGCUGUGUGUGUUGUUGCAUGUACAAGACGACGUCGAACGUGUGCGAUUCGGUGUGAGUGUGUUGGUGCCAGGAGGGCUUGCUGCUGCGUCUGGUUGGAACCAGCCCGUAGAAGAACGGUGAAGAAGCUGGAGCAGGAAGAAAAGCAUAUGUACACAGACGCACGCGUUCGAUUACACGAGGCAGUGCUGCCUGUCAGUGUUUGUUGUUGUUGUUGCUAGAAAGAAACGAAGACGACGACGCCCGUCUAAGCGUUUCUCGUAUUGGUGGUGUUGGUGCUGACAAGGCGUCGCACCCGGAGCGUUUGUGUGCGUGCAACGUGUGUGCAUUCACAGAUUGGUGCUUGCUUACUUAUGUUGGCAGUAUUGUGUGUUUUCAUUGAAUAUAGAUGUGAAUCUGUGGAGGGCAAUGAGCACAAAUUGCAGAGAAAAAUCCAAAUGGAAACUGCAAACCAUCGAACCGAAUGAAUUUUCCCGAAACCUGUGAAAAGCUGCUGGAAGAUUUCGCUUUAAUGGAAACGGAAGUUUGACCGUCCAAGGAUAGUUCUUGGGAUUCUCCAGAGCAACUGAAGAAUUUGACAGCUCCAUUAUUCGAUUGAUUCGACGAAUAUGAUGAUGAUGAUGAUGAUGGUAGUGAUGAAGUAGUGGACAUAGACAGAAACCGAUAUCCAGGAGCCAUCGUUCGUCGCUUAGUGGUGGCUGAAAAGAGUGUUAAUAACCUCUUGAUGUGCAAGUUAUGUUCCGUCGCGCACCUUAACCGGUCCUUCCCCGGCAUCCCUCCCUUCGCUUAUAAUAUAUGAGAUUUCUAAAUAAUGAUUCAAGAAAAAUCGUAGCUGAAGAGGAUAAUCUCGAUCGAAAGUAUUCAACACUAUUGAGUGGCAAAUUGUGCAAAACAUUAAGAUCACGAAUGAAAUUCGGAACGGACAGUCGUAAUUUCGUGUAACCUUCGGAAGGUAAAACCUUUCCAAUUCCCGAUCCAAAACGCGAUCGAGGGUCUCUUGUGCUGCGAGAUGGGCAACAUUAUUCAGUAGGGGCCCCAGAGCACUACUUCUUUCUGUGUACAAACACACCGCACACGCGUGCGGUCCUCUAGGAAGGGAAAACCUGAGCCAGAAGCUUCUUCGUCGGUCGGGGUAUUGGUGUGUGGAAGCACGUAGCCCACCUCUAGCUAGCUAGCCAUCCAGCCAGCUAGAAAGAAGAAGCGUGUGAAGUUUUGCAUGAAGCAGUCAGUCAAGUCAGGAGGAACGGAACCAUCGGGCCAGCCGGUUUCGGUGUGUUUGUGGCAACACCAGAACGCGUUGACCAGAGCCAUCCCAUCAGCCAACCAGUCAGCGGAUGUGUGCGUGUGUACGUGAGGUAUUCUGGCUGACGGUAUAAUACAUAUUUUACAAUCGUCGUUCCUUUCCAUCAACAAGAGAAGAGAAAAAAAACCAAUCCAACGACGAACGGAGGACGAUUCUGUGUGUACCAAUAAUAAUCGCGGGGAAAAUCGCCUAUUUCCUAAGGUUUUCGACCGAUUGAGCACUCGGUACCGUGUCACGACGCUAGUACCGGAAUCGAACUACCGAAAAGUGUACGGAAAACGCGUUGGCCAAGUCCCGGAAUCGGGUAAAUUCCGUGCCAAAGGUUGUGCAAGUCGUGUGUCCCGCGAGUGUGUGCGAAUAGCUUGCUAGUCAGUCAGCUAGCAGAAUCCUCCAUUUGGUGAAUCCGGAGAAGGCCCUUCAAGCAAGCAACCAAGCAAAAAAGAAAAGUUUAAAUAAUACACCUCUAUAAGAGGAGCUGUGUGUGGCCAACGGGAAAGAAAAAUCGUAACCGUGUGUAAACUACACUAAAAACCCAACCGAAGGGAAGUAGCUGGAAGCAAGUUGGGGAAAAAACUUCCAUCAAACGAAAACCGAGAAAUAAACUCGGAGUUGUUUCUUCUCUUACAGCAGCAGAAAAAAACACCAAUGGUGGUAUCAACAAAAGAGUCGUGAGUUUGUGCGGUUUUGGAACAGGAAUAUUCAGAGUCCGCGAAACAAACAUCACACCGGGGAAACAACCACAGUGUGUACCUGGAGUGUCUGUCUCAUUUGUUACAUGCACUCCCCAAAACCAACCGAGGAAAUCUCGCGAAAAAAAGGUUUCAUUCUUAGCUCUGUUGUCUGUUUCGUGGAAAUCUGUCCAGGAAGUGUCCGAACAAACACGGACGGUGUGAUGUUUGGAUUGGAAAAUAAAACACCAGAGGUCUACAAGAUUUAGCGGAUUAAAAUUGUAUACACAUUGGGCAGAUUGAAAAAGUCCUCUAGUGGAACCGCUGCUGGAAUACGCGUUUCUGUGUUUGUCCUGUCCUGUGUCUCUGUGUGUAGUGAGCAUUUGCCAAGGUGCCAGAAUAAUCAAUCAUACGCCCUGUGGCAUCCAUCAAUGAAUUCCGAGCGCAAGAAAUAUGAAGUAAGUGGAAGUCAGUGAAAAAAAGAAGAGAAAAAAAGAUAAAAUGCUCCCACUAAGCUGAAGCAAACCGAGAGUUUUUAUGUGCUUAGUCAGUGUUUCGAUUUACCUACUACUAGCCAGAAGAAAAGUGAAGCAAAGCUAAAGCGAAAAGAAAAAAAAAAGAGUAUAAAUCCUCAAGUCAGUGGUGCGUGUAUAUUCAUCAUCAAAAGCUCCCCAAGCACCCACUUCCCCAAACAACAACGACGCAUUGUGGGGCCUUCUGUGGUCGUCAUCGUGUUAAAGAGUAUUCCUCCUGAAGGUGGUGCCCCAAUGUGUGUGCGUAUUCGUCGUCAGUGUGCAUUUUCGUGUCCAUUGUUAUCUGAAAUCGAUUGACGACAUCGCGCUUGUCAACUGUUUUCCACCGCGCCGGAGAAAACAAGAAGAAGCAAAAGUGGAUCCGGAUUGUUUUUGUCCUCCGGAAGUCAAGUUAUCCCCCGCCAUCGAAGGGAAAAUGUGUGUUUAAAAAAAUGAUAAUCGAGUGAAAAAAGUGGAUUAAAGUCAUUCGGGAAGCAAAUGUGUGACGGGAAAAAAGGAUAACAGCGACAACGAUCAGAAAAAAUACCGAAAUCCUCCAACACUCCUCAGUGCAUUUUCCCCUAAUCCCCCCACCCCUACUCAACCAACCCAAUUCCACGAAAAAUAAUGUAUCCCGGGUGUAGCGGGAUCGAGCCAUGGAAGUAGAUGUGAAACAGCAGCAGCAGACGACUAAGCAGCGCAACAAACGACGGGAACGGGCCCAACGUAUGAUAGCCGAGCGGGACAGGGAUGCUGCCGCUGCCGCCGGCGAUGGAGCUCCUGUGGCCAGCGGUGGCCAUCCCAUCCAGAACCUCAUUGGUGGGGUCGGGGGCGGAGGGGGUGCCCCCACCCUGGCGCCCGAUCUGGACGACGACAGUGCCGACGAGGCGGUCCCGGUAAGCCGGGAGAAACCUCCGAGGCCCACCGUUCGACGUAAGCGGAAGGAGAAGGACCCGUCGCCGAUCCUCGAGGAGGACAUCAUCGACGGGUUCUCGAUACUGGGCUUCAAGACCUACGAGGAUCUGGAGUUCGCCAUCAAAUUUGCCAACAAGCGCAAUGAGAAGCGCAUGUCCACGAUCGUUGAGCUAACGACGAUGCUGGUGGACGACAAACCGCCGAAAAUCAUCGACACAACGGCCCAGAAACUGGACCAACAGAAGGCAGCGGCAGCGGCGGCCGCGGCAGCUGCCGAGGCUUGGUCUAAUAAUAACAAUAACAACAAUGGUGCCAACAAUGGCAAUGGCAACCCAAACAACAACCCUUGCAGUAAUUCGCCGACCAGCAACAACGGCAGCAAUGGCGCUGUACCAAUAGCGGCGGCGGCUGGCCAAAACAAUGGCGAUAACGGCGUGACGACAAACGGCGCAGGCAGCUGUAUUAAUAGUAGUAGUAAUGGUAGCAGUAAUAGUAGUAGCAAUAGUGGCAGCAGUAGCAUAAUAAGCAACAGCACUGCUAGCGCAAUAGCCGUGACGGCAAGCGGUAGCAAUAGCAAUGGCAGCACCAGCAGUAGCCUCAGCGCGCUGAGUGCAACGACGGCGGCGAGCGGCGUUGUUGGCGGAAGCAGCAGUAGCUGUUCGAGUAGUUCGAGCAGCUCGAGCAGCUCCAGCAGUAGCAGCAGUAGUAGCAGCGGCAUCGGAAGCAGUAUUAGUAGCAGCAAUGGCAGCGCCAGUGUGACUGGUGCCAAUCAUGGCGGCAACCACAACCUCUCGCUGCCGCCGAACGUGGACCCGGGCACCUCGGACGAUAGUGGCCGGGCAUCGGAACGGCUCACCGCAUCUUCGGUGGCCCAGCGGGACCCGGACAGUUCCCGGGAUCGACUCAGCGACGCCAGCAGCCGGUGCAGCUCCGGCAAAGGAUAUAUCUGUGAUAGCGAAGGGGACGAUGAUAAGGGUUCUGAUGGAGGGUCAGUGGUGUUCGCAUCUACACCAGCAUCAUCGCAACCGAGCGCAGCGGCAACGGCCUCCGGCAUUGUCGGACAAACGGCGGCGGCGGCGGCGGCGGCAGCUUCAACGACGACGGCCACAACGACAGUACCCGGAACGACCGUUCCGAGUCCGGCGGCGCCCCGAAAGUCGGACUUCCCACCGACCGGGCUGCCGCUGAGCAAUGGACCACUGGCCGGAUUGGCCGGCAGUGCGAGUCCGGUGCCGGUGCCUCCAGGGGCCAGCGCCGGCCCAGCACCUCCGGCCCCAUCCCCAGCACCGGCAGCACUCCCGCCGCCGAGCCUGCCACCGCCUUACACCACACCAAUGCAGGUCUCGAAUGGUCCAUUGGGAACGCACCUGACGCCAAUCGGUGGCCAUCCGGCUGCCGGAGUAGCGUCGCCUCAAUCACAACAGACGGCCGGUGUAACGUCACCACAGCAGCCGCAACCCUCGGCGUCACCCCAGUUGGCAGCAGCUGGUCCCGGCGGCAAACCACUGCUGCCGACGGCUUCGGCCAAAAUCCCAGUGACAACGACGGCUGCAGCUACGGCAAUGCCAGCAACCGGAGGGAAGCCUGGAUCUCCAGGUUCCGGAUCGGUGCCGUCACCUGCAAUGCAACAACAGCAGGGCCAGCCUCUGACGCCGCAAUCUCAGCCACCACAAUCGCCGCAGCAGCAGCCACAACAGCACAAUAGCAAUAGCAACAGUAGUAGCGGUGGAGGUUCAGGUGGCGUCGUUAAGCCUUCGUCUGUUCCGAGUUUUAUCGGGGCAGGUUCGUCGUUUGCCCCGGCUGGUGCCGCAGUUGUUGGUUCGUUACCAAAUGGCCUGCCACCGGCCCCAAGUGGUGGCCAACCACCGCACAGUAACUCUAGCAGUAGUAACAGCGCGGCACCUUCCUCGUUGCCACUGAACGUGCCCCACACACCUCCGGCAGCUUCCCCAGCCAGUGGUCAAAGUCCGGCCAUCCAUCCGACGGUGGAAAGUUCCCUGGCAGCAUCGACAAGUGCGUUACGAACCCACAGCCCAGCAGUGGCAACGAGUGCGGCCCUCACGGCAGCCGUCACACCCACUGGCCUCCUAAACGGAUCUCAUCCAGGACUUCCACCCUCAGCUGCAGCAGCGGCGGCGGCGGCCAUGAUGAUGCCUAAUGGCCUCGGCGGCAUCCCACCGCACUAUCGAGCACCAUACCCUGGUUAUCCACAUCUGUACAGUCCCUACGGGAGCUUCGCACAUAGUCCAUACCUACAAUCGCCGAUGGCAUCAAACCUAUCUCCUCGAAUGCAUCCCGGUGCUCCACACAGUCUCCACAUGAUGAGUCUCGGCCUAAUGGACCCAAGACUGCAAGCUCCACCGAUGCCUUCUGGAGCCAACGGAAGUCCGUCUCAAUCGCGCGAUCGAGACGCUUCCCCCAUGGGUGGACCACCACCCUCAAAAACUGUCCGACCGAUGACUCCGAACAGCAGCAAUGGCAGCACGACGCCAUCAUCGCUCGGUGCCGCACAACCUACCGGACCGAUUCCACCGGCUCCCCAUCGCUCGACGCCACCAACGUCAUCGCACAUGAGCCAUCAUCGUUCCGAGUCCGGUCAUCUCUUACCUCCUCAUCAACCUCCGCCGCUCUCUCAUCAGCAACCGCCAGCACCGCAUUUAGUAGGACCUUCCUCGCAUCAUCCACUGGGGGUUGGCGGACCGCUUCCCCCCGGUCACCAUCCCGGAAGUCACCAUCUGCCGCCAGGAUCGCAUCUACCGCCAACUAGCAGCAGCAGUAGUAGCAAUAUGUCUCACCCACACCAGCCGGCUUCCAGCAAUAACAGUAGCAGCAGCAGCAUACCCCGACCACAUUCUCCUCGCGGUCAUAGUCCGAAUAGAGAAAGAGAUAGUUAUAGCAGUAAUCUAAGUAGUUUAUCUCGAUCGACUCCCGGCUCGGCGCUACCGUACGGCAGCGGUGGCAGCACGGCGAGUAGCACAAGCACUGGCGGUCCACCACCCGGGCCCUCUCCGACGCUUCCUUACAGUAGCAGUAGUCCGAUAACGGCGACGGCCACCGCUACCGCUACCUCUAGUCUGACCUAUCCUAAACCUUCGCUAGCCACUAGCUCCUCUAGCAGUAACAGUAGUAGUAGUACAAGUUCCGGUGUGCCGCCCCACGGUUGGCCUCCGUCGUCGUUGCCACCGUCCGUAGCAGCGGGAUCUGCUGCAUCGGUUGGGGCAGGGGCUCCUCCAACGCACUCUCCGCACGGAGCAGCAGCGGCCACCGGACCCCCCGGAAGCAGCAGCAGUUCUUCCUCGCUAGCUCGGCCCACUCCUCCCCCGCCUUCGUCGUCGCAAUCUUCCUCCGGGACGCCAUCCGCGUACCCAUCGCCACUGUUUACGGCGCCUCUUCCACCGCCGGUCGUUUCGUCGGCCGGCGGCAGCUCAUCCUCCUCAUCUCAACCCGCCUCGGCCCCGUUGCCAUUCUCAGCCGAGUCACUGUUCUCUACAAAAGCCUCCGACCAGGCGGACAUGUUGCGGCGCGAGUUGGACAAUCGGUUUCUGGACCGCAGCGGAAUCGGUGCGGUCCCCCCAUCGCCCUACCUGAGGCAGGAGCUGCACCACCAUCAGCACCAACACACGCACCUGCAUCAGCAUCAACACCAGCACCAGCACACGCCGAUCCUACCGACGGCAGCAUCCGCAAGUCCAGCCCUCUUCCCACCUCCCCUUUUCAAGGACGUUCCCAAGAUCGGUGCCGUCGAUUCGCCCUUCUACCGGACCGGGCUGGGAAUGCCGCCAGGCUAUCCGGCCUACGGGCCCAGCCUGUUGCAUCCCGGCCUAAGUGGACCGACCCAGUUCGUCCCGCCCAGUCAUCUGCCAUCUUUCGUACCGAAGGUAAGGAGCCAUGCGCCACCGGUUGAUCCGAACAAAAAGAAAACCGGUAAGUGGAACGCGAUGCACGUACGGAUAGCGUGGGAGAUCUACCACCACCAGGCCAAACAGAACCCGGACAAGGCCGCCUCGAUGAAGACGGCCUCCGAUAUGUUGAGGCCCCCCUCGCACAUGUACCCGCCGUCGGCUGCGGCAGCUGCAGCGGCGGCGGCGGCCGGUCUCGUUCGGCCACACGAUCUGCCCACCUCGCCGUACUCGCCGGCUGGCCUGCCCGGCCGACCGGGCCCGUACGAAUCGGCGCCCCUUCCGCCGAGCUUCAUGAGCUCGGCUGCCGCUAGUCAUUUAGGUGUCUCCCCGUUCGGACGGUACGCCUCGCCGUAUGGCGGAUCGCCCUUCAGUGGCCUGUCGCCGUUCGCCCGGGACAUCCCGAUCGGAUCUCAGAUACCCGGUUCGCUACACGAUCCGUGGAGAAGUGCAAUACCUCGAAGUGUGGGUUCUUACCCGCCGGGACCGCCUCCAGGGGCGGGUGGGGCGUGGCCUCCCACGAUCAAGCAAGAUCCCAGUAUAGCGGCCGAAACGGCAAGACGUGAGGCCGAGGAACGGGAACGACAGCGGGAACGCGAGGAACGGGAACGGGAACGGCAAAGGAGGGAACGUGAAGAACGGGAAAAGCGAGAGCGAGAACGGGAAGAGAAGCUUCGGAAGGAACAACAGGAAAGGGAAAGGGAACGUGAAAGAGAGCGGGAACGGGAACGGAAGGAGAAGGAACGACGAGAAAUGGAACGAAGGGAGAUGGAACGGGAACGGAUGUUGCAGCAGCAGCAGCGUGAAUCGAAGGCUGCGGCUGCGGCGGCAAGUCAGAAUAUGGUGCGGGAUCGAUCUCCGCUGCGAAAUGGGACCGAUCUGGAUGUGCGGAUAAAGGAAGAGCGCAAGGACGAGGCGGAGCUUAUAAUGCGAAGUCAAGCGGCCGCUGCAGCUGCGGCCAGCGAUCCACGGUAUCAUCCGUCGAUGAUGCCCCAUCCGUACAUGACCAGUAGACAUCCUGCCCAUAUGUUACCGGGUGCUCAUUUAUCUCGAUCGAUGCUACCACCUACGAUGGGUCUACCGUCGCAUUUCCCACCACCAGGUCCAUGGGGACCGGAUCCGUUCCGGGACUAUAGGCUCGAAUCUCUUCACCAGCUGCGAUACAAUCCACUGAUGGAUCCGUAUCGAGUUGAGGAGGCCAAGGCAUCGCUUUUGUACGCCCAAUCGGCAGCCUACCGAGGGAAGGAACCGAGUCCGGUUCCACCACCCUCGCACCAUCGUAUGCCUCCGGGAGCACCCGGAGGUCCACCGGGAAUGCCUCCGGGAGGUCCGCCCGGUAGUUUGAAACCACCCUCCUCGCACCUGGGUCCCAUGGCUAGCAACGGUCCGGGACCGCCACCGGGAGCCCCGGGAGGACCACCACCCGGUGCGAUGCCCGGAAUGCCAGGACCAGGAGUCGGAGGCCCCGGCGGAAUGUCCGUCGCCGUCAGCGAUAUGCACAAAAAGGAAGACUCCUGCCAGUCACGAUGAUAGUCAUCAGCGUCCGCAUCAUCAUCAUUGAUCGUUAUCGAUGACGAUUGAGGGAGCUGAUAGAAAGAAGGAAAACAAAUCAAAACGGAACGGCUGGACUUUGGCAUGCGGAAUGAAAGGCAGGCGAAAGCGAACGUGCAGCGCACACCAAACACAAUAGAGCAGCCUAGCCUAGCCUAGUGUAUGUGACGAUGAUUGCGAGAUGGGAGGUGCUAAGUCAAGGGACAGAGCAGCGUAAUUAAAAACAACAAAAUGGUGAUAUUUUAACAUGUAAUUUAGUGUUACAAACUGAGUAAGGAUAAAACCCCUAACAGUAAAAGUGAACAAAACGAAAAGAUAAAUGCUAACUGAGCAUGAAUUUUGAUCAGAGUCGGAAAUUAUUAGUGAGAUAUUUAAUAUAUUACUUAUUACACGAACACAAACAAAAAACACCGGAGAAAACCGGAUGAUUUGUCGUGGUGCUCUUAGCCCAUCCCAUCAUUCGUUUGGGAAGUAAAUAAUUACUGUGCAUUUUCAACCGAUCACAACUGAACAACAUCAACAGGCAACAAAUGAGAUUGGUUAUAGUUUGCUAGUGUAUAACCAAUCCGUGAGCAAAAAAAAAGAAAGAAAAAAAACAAAUAAUAAACUGUAGAAGAAUUUUGCGUUUAGAGGUUCAACUGCGCUUAUGAUCGGGGAAGACCGAAAACUAGAAAAAAACUAAAACAAAGUACACAAUUUAUUGUAUUAUAAAUGCAAACAAAAACGAAACGAAAGAAAAAAUGGGAAAACAUGAAAAAAUACAAUGUAAAUGUAUAAAUAGAACAAACAGUAGUAAAAGUAUUUGUGUAAAAAAGUUGGAAAAUCAAACAAACGAAGCAAACAAAACAAACAGCAGCAGGGUUUUGCGAGGGAAAACAUACUUAUUAUUUAUAUUUGAGGAAACAAAAACAAAACAAAGCGAAAAAACGAACGCAUCUCUCUG
Messenger RNA from Uranotaenia lowii, 10101 nucleotides. It is a transcript of the gene tay, whose product is annotated as nascent polypeptide-associated complex subunit alpha, muscle-specific form. The record is from RefSeq and is a predicted model, not a curated record. NCBI's taxonomy places the organism in Eukaryota, Metazoa, Arthropoda, Insecta, Diptera, Culicidae. Bases 3450 to 9137 code for a protein of 1895 amino acids. The transcript is spliced from 11 exons.